AUGAAUAUAUUUAAAACCUUAAAAAAUCGAUUUCUAUAUCAAAAACUUACAAAAUAAUCUUUUUCAACAACAAAUGAGGUUCAUGUUUAUAAAAAACACUUCAUAUAUAAUCCUGUAGAAGUAUUAUUUAUCAAAACUCGUGAUUAUCCAGGUAGCUUAAAAUAUCUUUUGGAAAUAUUUUAACAAAAUCGUAUAAAUUUAUCAUAUAUAGAAUCCAAGAAACUAAACAUAAAAGGAAAACAUUAAGAUGUGCUUUUUAUUAUUUCAUUUAAAGGAUAAUAAAAUGAUUAAGCAGUAAAAUAAGCAUUUAUAGAUUUAGAAUAAAGAUUUGAUAAUGUCUGGUUUUCUGAUUAACUUCCUAAAGUACCUUGGUAUCCUAGAACAUUAGAAGAAGUUAAAUAUAUAGGAAAUUAAUUAAUGGUAGUCAAAGAGGAAAAUAAUAAGGACCAUCCUUAAUUUUCAGACGAAGUAUAUCGAAAAAGGCGAAAUUUUAUAGCUAAUUAUACUAAAGAUUAUGUAUUUGGUGAAAAAAUUCCAAUAUUAAAAUACACUGAUUAAGAAAAUCAAACGUGGCGAUAUAUAUACGAAAAAUUAGACCCUUUUCAUGAAAAAAUAUGUACUGAAAGUUACUUGAAGUAUAAAAGAGAGCUAGAAAGUACAUUGAUGAUUAAUAAAUAAAUUCCUUAAUUAUGUGAUUUGGAUUCUUAUCUUUAAUCUAAGACUAAUUUUAGGAUAAAACCAGCUGCUGGAAUAUUAUCUUAAAGAGAAUUUCUUAAUGCAUUGGCACAUAGAGUCUUUUUUUCGACAUAAUAUAUUAGACAUCAUGCUACUCCUGAAUAUACUCCAGAACCAGAUAUUGUACAUGAAGUUUUGGGACAUAUUCCAAUGUUUUGUGACCCUCUAGUAGCCGAUAUUAGUCAUGAAAUAGGACUUUUAUCUUUAGGAGCAUCACCAACUUAAUUGAAAAAAUUAGGAAAUUUAUACUGGUUCACAUUAGAGUUCGGAGCAUGUUACGAGAAAGGAAAAAUAAAAGGAUUUGGUGCUGGAAUAGCUAGUUCUAUAGGAGAAAGUAAACAUUUUUUGGGAGAAAAAGCGAAAUUUGAAUUAUUAAAUCCAAUUAUUGAUUGCGACAAAACUUAUCCUAUUUAAAAUGUUUAACCAGUAUAUAAAUAUAGCUAUACUUUAUAAGAAUUAUUAGAUAAAGUAAUUAAGUUCGGAGAAAGUAUAAAAAAGCCAAUGUAGACUUAUUAUGAUUUUAAUAAUAAUACUGUUGAAGCUGAUAAGAAAUUUGAAGCAAUUUUUGUCGAAGAAGAAAUGCCUGAAUAUUGAUU
Molecule: messenger RNA, 1331 nt
Organism: Ichthyophthirius multifiliis
Lineage: Eukaryota; Ciliophora; Oligohymenophorea; Hymenostomatida
Exons: 3
Biological process (GO): aromatic amino acid metabolic process
Molecular function (GO): iron ion binding; oxidoreductase activity, acting on paired donors, with incorporation or reduction of molecular oxygen, reduced pteridine as one donor, and incorporation of one atom of oxygen
Source: RefSeq, a predicted model, not a curated record